Molecule: messenger RNA, 2109 nt
Organism: Mycena indigotica
Lineage: Eukaryota; Fungi; Basidiomycota; Agaricomycetes; Agaricales; Mycenaceae
Product: Tryptophan synthase
Exons: 10
Coding region: 1-2109 (702 amino acids)
Biological process (GO): L-tryptophan biosynthetic process
Cellular component (GO): cytoplasm
Molecular function (GO): tryptophan synthase activity
Source: RefSeq, a predicted model, not a curated record
AUGGAGGCCCUCAGAAAAGUGUUUGCAGACAAGAAAGCCGAAGGCGUCCCUGCAUUCGUCACUUUCGUCACUGCGGGCUAUCCAACAAAAGAUGACACCGUCCCCACACUUCUUGCAAUGCAGGAAGGCGGCGCGGACAUUAUAGAGCUUGGCAUGCCGUUCUCUGACCCGAUCGCCGACGGACCAGUUAUUCAAGAAACCAACACCAUUGCGCUGAAGAAUGACAUGGACUAUGCGACUGUUCUCGGUCAAGUCAGAGAAGCUAGAAGCAAAGGACUUACAGCACCGAUACUCCUCAUGGGGUACUACAACCCAUUGUUGGCAUAUGGUGAAGAAAAAUCGAUACAAGAUGCGGUAGAAGCCGGUGCAAAUGGGUUCAUCAUGGUCGACUUACCCCCUGAAGAGGCGAUCGGCUUCCGUGAAAAGUGCAAUAAAGCAAAUCUAUCCUAUGUCCCACUAAUAGCCCCGUCUACUACGUUAGGACGAAUCAAAUUCCUUGCCUCUAUUGCCGACACUUUCAUCUACGUUGUUUCCAAGAUGGGAACUACGGGCUCUUCAGAUCAACUUAAAUUGAACGCUGAGCUGCCUAAUAUCGUGGCUCGCGUUCGCCAAUACGCCUCUGUACCUUUGGCGGUUGGAUUUGGUGUGGCCAACCGCGAGCAUUUUGAGGUUGUUGCGGAUGCUGGUGCAGAUGGUGUUGUGAUUGGUAGCCGAUUAGUUUCUAUCAUCAAGGACGCAGCGCCAGGCCAAAUUCCUACCGCGGUGGAAGCUUUCUGUCGACUGAUCAGUCAAAAGGGUCAACCACCCCGUGUCCGUCCUCCAUCAGUGGUAACCCCUUCAGCUGUUCAAGAGGUUGUCGAAACCCCGAAAGGGACUUCCCAGCUACCCGCAAGAUUUGGCCAAUUCGGCGGACAAUAUGUGCCGGAGGCGCUUGUCGACUGCUUGGUCGAGCUUGAAGAGGCGCAUAACGCUGCUAUCGCUGAUCCCGAAUUCUGGAAAGAGUUCCAAAGUCAUUAUGGCUACAUGAACCGCCCAUCUCAACUUUAUCUUGCCGAAAAUCUUACGAAAGAUGCCGGAGGUGCAAAAAUUUGGCUCAAGCGAGAAGAUCUGAACCACACCGGCUCGCACAAAAUCAACAACGCCAUAGGCCAGAUUCUAUUAGCUCGGAGAAUAGGCAAGACACGCAUAAUAGCUGAAACCGGUGCUGGCCAACAUGGUGUGGCGACAGCGACUGUCUGCGCUAAAUUCGGGAUGGAGUGUGUCAUCUAUAUGGGGGCGGAAGAUGUUCGGCGUCAGGCAUUGAAUGUUUUCAGGAUAGAGAUGCUCGGCGGAAAAGUCAUUCCAGUCCAUUCGGGCUCAUGCACACUGAAAGACGCUGUUAACGAAGCUUUCCGCGACUGGGUCACAAACCUUUCCACGACAUACUACCUUGUUGGCUCAUGUAUCGGACCACACCCAUUCCCAACCAUCGUCCGGGACUAUCAGAAAGUCAUUGGAGAGGAGAUCAAACGACAACUACAAGAGCGCCGCGGCAAGUUGCCAGAUGCAGUCGUCGCCUGUGUUGGAGGUGGCAGCAAUGCGAUUGGGACCUUCUAUGAUUUUAUUCCCGAUAAAUCUGUGCGGCUCGUCGGAGUGGAAGCCGGCGGAGAAGGCACAGAUGGCGACCGUCAUAGUGCUACACUUUCAGCUGGACAACCAGGAGUUCUUCAUGGUGUUCGGACCUACAUUUUGCAAUCUCCCACUGGCCAGAUCGUCGAAACACAUUCAAUCAGUGCUGGACUCGACUACCCUGGUGUUGGCCCAGAACAUGCUUGGUUGAAGGACUCGGGGAGGGCGGAAUACACAUACGCGACUGAUGAGCAAGCGCUGCGUGGGUUCCGAAUGCUGACCCAACGAGAAGGAAUCAUCCCUGCCCUCGAAUCAUCACACGCUAUCUGGGCUGGGGUCCAGCUUGCCAAGACUCUGCCGGUCGACUCUGAUAUAGUGAUCUGCCUGUCUGGACGAGGGGACAAGGAUGUGGAGCAAAUUUCGGAGCUAUUACCUAAAUGGGCGAAUGUUCUUGACUGGCACGUCGCCGCUCACGCGCAAGGCAAAGCAGCACGAGCAUAA